Molecule: messenger RNA, 1350 nt
Organism: Aspergillus glaucus CBS 516.65
Lineage: Eukaryota; Fungi; Ascomycota; Eurotiomycetes; Eurotiales; Aspergillaceae
Exons: 5
Coding region: 131-1321 (396 amino acids)
Source: RefSeq, a predicted model, not a curated record
AUAUUAUUAUAUGGUGCUCCGUAUAUCUUUCUGCCAAUCCAUACAAAGAAUGGGGACAUUUCAUAUAAGUUAACGAACCGUCCUUAAACCUUGUGUCGAAGAUAAUGCUAUUUUGUUGUAUCUGCACGACAUGGCUUACAACCAGAUCGCCGAGUGUUUUGCAGAAUAUGCAAUUGGCACUUGCUUCCUGCUACUCCGGCUCUUUUCCCGAGUGAGGAUGGCUGGAAUGUGCGGCUUGCAGUUGGACGAUGCGUUUGCUAUUAUGGCUAUUAUCUUCUUCACCCUCCAGACCGCUAUUAUCUACUUUCUUGGCGUAUUCGGGAAUAACAUCGGCCUCAACUCCGUCACCGCAAUGCAAGUCCCAGACAGCCAAGUGCCCAAACUAGAACUCGGUUCGAAGCUGGCUUUCAUGAACUGGAUCUGGUAUAUGUGCUAUAUCUGGUGUCUCAAAGGUGUCUUGCUCUGUCUAUACAACAAACUCACACAAGGAACUCGACGACAACAUCUAGUCUGGGCCGCGUCAGCAUUCUGUUUCAUGACAUGGCUAGUGUGUAUUUUGACGCAUAUCUGCAUCUGCACGCCGCUUUCUCGUAACUGGCAGAUCAAGCCCUACGUCGGAGACUCUUGUACAAUCCGCGGCCCACUAUACAUUGUCAUUGCCGUCAUGAACGUCGUCUCCGACAUCAUCAUCAUCCUAAUCCCGAUCCCCAUUCUCAUCAAACUCCAAGUCCCAUUGCACCGCAAGGCAAUCCUCACCGCCAUGUUCUCCUCCGGCAUCUUCAUCAUGAUCUGCACUAUCCUCCGCGCGUAUUACUCCCUUCAAUCCCUGACGACUCUCAGUAUCGCCCUGGGCUGGGCGAAUCGUGAAUGCUUCGUUGCUGCUAUCGUUGUCUCGUUACCGGGGAUCAAGCCGUUGUUCCGGAACACUCGCUGGAUCGGGUCGAGUAAUCGUGGGAAGCAGUAUAACUACACAGGUCCGUCGUCGUCGGGGUAUAAUGGUUUUGGGUCGAAGGGUUCUGGGAAUACGAAGACGUAUAUUACGUCGUUGGUCAGUAGUAAUCGCACGGGACAUGUUGAGUUGCAUGAUGUGCCAACGACUACGGCGACGUUGGGGGAUAGAGAUAGUGGUGAUGCGAAGAGGGCAUCAACUGCGAGCAAGGAGUUGAUUCUGAACAACAACAGUACCCAUGUCAGGGCACAUAAUGAGGAAGCUGGGUCUGAGUCGACGGGGUCAGGGUCAGGGGAGAAUCCUUCGCUUGCUAUUCGAGUCACCACCGAGUAUACUCUGGCGCAUGAAGCUGGGGCUCGACGGUUGCAGUGAUUUCUUUUCUUUGUGAUAUCACUUUCUAG